Molecule: messenger RNA, 2194 nt
Organism: Cololabis saira (Pacific saury)
Lineage: Eukaryota; Metazoa; Chordata; Actinopteri; Beloniformes; Belonidae
Product: twinfilin-1-like
Exons: 9
Coding region: 60-1112 (350 amino acids)
Biological process (GO): regulation of lamellipodium assembly; positive regulation of neuron projection development; barbed-end actin filament capping
Cellular component (GO): cytoplasm; myofibril; actin filament
Molecular function (GO): actin filament binding; actin monomer binding
Source: RefSeq, a predicted model, not a curated record
GCUUCUCUUCUCCGCUUCGGUCCGAUCAGCUGCUUCAUCUCCUGCCGCCGAGAGACACGAUGUCCCAUCAGACAGGCAUUCAAGCGGGGAAUGAUGUAAAGGAUAUCUUUGCCAGUGCUAGAAACGGAGAUGAAUAUCGAGUCUUAAAGAUUGUCAUUGAGGACGAGCAGCUGACUCUGGGCAACACCAGGAAAGCAUCAAAGAAGUGGGACCAGGAGUAUGAUUCCUUAGUGCUGCCUCUCCUCAACGAUGAUGUGCCCUGCUACAUUCUAUUCCGACUGGACUCCACUAACAACCAAGGAUAUGAAUGGAUCCUCCUGGCCUGGUCACCGGACAUCUCUACUGUGCGACAUAAAAUGUUGUAUGCUGCUACCAGAGCAACACUGAAGAAAGAGUUUGGAGGAGGGCACAUCAAGGAUGAGAUAUUUGGCACCACAAAGGAGGAUUUGAACCUCAGCGGGUACAGGAAGUACCUGACCUCGCAGGCUGCUCCUUUGCCCCUCACUGCUGCAGAGGAGGAACUGAGACAGAUCAAACUCAAUGAGGUGCAGACGGACAUCAGCGUGGACACCAAGCAGCAGACGCUGCAGGGAGUGGCUUUCCCCAUUCAAAGAGAAGCUGCUGAUGCGCUUGUACGUUUUAGGGAGAGGAAAAUCAACUACGUUCAACUGAAUAUAGAUGCUCAAAAUGAGAAGAUUUGCUUGUGCAGCACUGAGCCAACGGAGCUGAAAGACCUGCCAAUGCGAAUCCCUAAAGACUCUCCUCGUUACCACUUCUUCCUCUACAAACAUUCCCACGAAGGUGACUACCUGGAGUCCACAGUCUUCAUUUAUACAAUGCCAGGGUACACGUGUAGCAUCCGAGAGAGGAUGCUGUACUCCAGCUGCAAGAAUAACCUGGUUGAGAUGGUGGAAGACAAACUCCAGAUUGAGAUUGAGAAAAAGCUUGAAAUUGAAAAUGGGGACGAACUGACGAGCGAUUACAUGUACGAGGAGGUGCAUCCCAAGCAGCACGCACACAAGCAGGCCUUCGCCAAGCCCAAGGGCCCUGCCGGAAAGAGGGGCGGCCGUCGAAUCACCCGACCCCCCGCCGAGGGAGAGGAGGAAGAUUAAACAGACCUCAGCAGCCGAGCACCACCUCCAUCACCUGGAACAUUCCUGCGAUGGGGAGGAGAGGAAUCCCAUUUGACACGUUUGUUUAAAAGAAAAAGAACAACCUCAAAUUCCCAGAGUUCCCCCCCCCAGAGAGCCAACUAUGCACGCCAAGGACAACUGAGCAAUGACACAUUUCCGAUUUUCCAUUUGUAGCUUGCCAAAUGGAAGCAUAUUUAUGUAUGUUAGUGCAUUCACCAAAAAAAUAAGAGGAAAAAAACUCAUUAAAAGGGGCCCAAAGUCAAAGAUGAGGUUUUUACAUUGUUGCCAGCUCUGACACUUUAAAAGAAAGGUAGAAAGAAAAAAGAAAUGCUAGUGCAACUAAUGUGAACUUGCGCCAAUAUAAGUACCCAUUUUGAGUUCACUUGCUUGAAUUCUUAACUUGCAUUCCUUAAGUCUGUGUUAAUUAAUGUGUUUGUGUCUAAUAUGUAGAAGAUUUGUCUCCUACUGUUUGAACAAUGAGGUGCUCCAAAGCAGAAAAUAUGAUAAUUAUCCCGAUUGUGUCUAUCCAUUCAGUUUAACAGUGCAUUUUAUAUUGGAAAUUGACUUCUUUUUUGAUAUAACUGUGGUUUACAUGAGAAAUCAUCUGCUGAGAAACUUAUUUUUCUAUGCAAGUGCUGUAAAUGUACAUAUUGUAGCUGUGUGAUGCUCUAUGAAUAAGAAACAGUCUGGUCUGUUGUGAUGAAUGUCAAACUUCAGUGAGGGUUAGAGUGGAAAGCACUGGGGCUUCCAGAAAUAUUACACCGAUACUUCUCAGAUUUCACGAAGAGGAAGCUACUCGGACUGGGCCGGCUCCCACGCGGCGGGGAAUGCCGAGCCACAGAUAGGAAAGGGAAUACUACUAAGUCUCUUGAUCGACAUGUUGCCACUUUCACUGGUCUACUGAUUAAUAUUAGGCAAAGUACUAAGCUCACCUCAUGUGUAAAGGGAAAAAACCCUUUAUAUUCAUAGUUUCAUUAUAGAGGAAAAAAAAAAUCAUCAAUGAUCUUAUUUGUUUUCUUACAAAUCUUUUAAAGAAGAAAAAUAAAAUAUUUAAAAUCACA